CGCUACAACCAAUGUUAAAAUCUUAGAAUAAAAAAGACGGUGCCAAACCUCAAUUACAUUUAUUUUGAGUACCGUAAUAUAUAUAUGUUGUAAUAUGCUUCUCAGUGAGAUCCGCAUGCGCUUCCCGACCCGCUUUUUCUUUACAUUCCUUUCGUGUCACGCAUGCGCAGACGGCUCUUAUUGCCAUUACCUUAUUUGGAUAUGGUAAUUUUCAACUUCAAACAGCCUAUCAGUGACCGAAUGCGUUAUCACGUGACGCUCAAAGAUCGCUUGGGAGGCGGUGUCAAGUGUGGAGCUGACUUUAAAAGCAGUGGGCAAGACACAGAGCUCUCAGUGUAGGGAGAAACAGGGAAGAGAUGUAAUAGGAAACUUGGUUUCUAUGAAAUUUAGUCAUAUUUACAAGAAAAUAAUAAUAAUAACAUAAAGAAUCAUCAAAAAUCCCUCUAAGUUAAUAGCCUGCCCAUAGGAUUUUUAGAUUUAGUUCAGGUUAUUGAAGGGCAUUUACACUCACUAUUCUGACACUUUUGUAAAGAUGUGUGAGGCAGUUAGUUAGCAAGCUAGCUAGCUAAGGCGGCAGGAGGAGAACAAAAGAUUUUUUUUUUCAGUUUUGACCGGUUGCACUGACACCAAGUCCAUGCAGAACGUGUCAUCACCAACACAAUGCCCGUGUUACUUUUUCUGAUAGACACGUCCGCGUCAAUGAACCAGCGCACCCAUCUGGGCACUACCUAUCUGGACAUAGCAAAAGGCGCUGUUGAGACUUUCAUGAAGCUUAGAGGCAGAGAUCCGGCGAGCCGAGGGGACCGGUAUAUGUUGAUAAAUUUUGAGGACGUUCCCCUCGGAAUCAAGGCUGGAUGGAAAGAGAGCCAUGCCACAUUCAUGACAGAGCUGAGGAACCUUCAAGCAGCAGGACUCACAACUAUUGGCCAGUCUUUGAGGACCGCUUUUGAUUUGCUCAAUCUCAAUAGAUUAGUGUCUGGGAUAGACAACUAUGGACAGGGCAGGAAUCCCUUUUUCCUGGAGCCGUCCAUCAUAGUGGCCAUCACCGACGGCAACAAGCUGACCAGCAGUGGCGGAGUCCAGGAUGAGGUCAGUCAUCAUGGUUUCCGUGGUGACCAGGGUCACAGCCAAUCAGGAGUACUUCCUGUUGGUCAGCUGAACAGACAACUCUCUCUGUUUGUACGUGAAGAGCCACCGCAAGGCGUUAUAAUUUUUACAGCGGAUGCUGCAGAAGUGAACUCUUUGAUAAAAGACUCGAUUGUCCGCCCGCACACACACACACACACGCUGGCUGGUGCACCCGCACACACACACACACACGGCUGGCUGGUUAAACUUGUCUGAGAACAGCUUAUACUAUAUCUUUGUCUAUAAUUUCU
Oncorhynchus masou masou (cherry salmon) is the source of this 1379-nucleotide messenger RNA. Its product is annotated as integrator complex subunit 6-B-like. Bases 661 to 1344 code for a protein of 227 amino acids. Gene Ontology annotation, biological process: snRNA 3'-end processing. Lineage: Eukaryota; Metazoa; Chordata; Actinopteri; Salmoniformes; Salmonidae. Gene Ontology annotation, cellular component: integrator complex. The record is from RefSeq and is a predicted model, not a curated record. The transcript has 4 exons.